CUCCUGUUGGACAGGUUUUUAUGUAACUCUGAUUAUUUUUUGACAUGGACUGAAGUUAUAAAGGUGUGUCGUUGUCCUCUGAUCAGACGCACUCAGACACCCGGACUGAAGAAGAAGACGAGAGAAGAGCAGCUUGGUCUCUGCCAGUGUUUCCUCAACACACAAAGGUGAAAAGAGUCUUUUAAUCGACCUGAAGAGUUCAGCAGUGAACAAUGGCACAGUUUGUGGAAGGCUCCAGCCUCAGGGACUGGGAGGUGAUUGAUUCUGGGGGUUUUGGACAAAUCUACAAAGCCAGGCAUCAUCAUUGGGGCUAUGACGUGGCCAUUAAACUGCUUCUUCAGGGCGAGGGGACCGAGAAGUCUUUGCUGCAUGAGAUCGAGAUGAUGCGUCAAGCCACCAACCCGUAUGUCAUGGCCGUCCGAGGGAUCUUCAAGGGUCAGACGCCCUAUAGAGUGUCAAGAGAGCUUGGUGUGGUCAUGGAUUUCAUGGAGAGAGGAUCAUUGGCCUCCCUACAGGAAGCAUUGAGGGGAACUCCACCCUGGCCGCUGGUCUUCAGACUGGCUCACCAAGUGGCUCUGGGUAUAAACUUCCUCCACGGUCUGCCCCAACCCGUGCUCCACCAGGACCUGAAGCCCCAAGCCGUGCUGCUGGACGACGCUCUAAAUGCCAAGCUUACAGGUUUUGGCAUUGCCCGGAUUGACUGCAACGUCAGGCAGUUUUCCAACGACGGUGGACCACUAGUGAUAGCACACAUGUCACCAGAGUCUUUUAAAACACCGUACCGACCUACCAGAGCCUUUGAUAUCUACAGUUAUGGGAUACUCCUUUGGUCCAUUGCCACAGGGAAACAACCAUAUGGGCAUACAAAACCUAAUUUAAUAGUGUUACGCAUCCCGCAAGGAGAGCGCCCACUGCUGGAUGAUAUCAAGGGCAAUGCUGCCGGGUUGACUGAGUUGACAAGACUGAUGGAGAGAUGCUGGGAUCAGAAACCUGAACGAAGGCCCACAGCCCUUGAGUGUACAACUGAGACAGAACAACUGUUCAAGAUGCACAAAGAUGAACUCAACAAAGCUGUCUAUGAAGUACUGGAGAAACUGAAGCAAAAGGAAGGAAAGGGCAUGGCAGCAGGAAAUAAGGUUCAGAGGGAUCCAGUUGCUGUGGCUUCAGUGGAGGGGAUCCAACAGCCCCUGAGAGAAGUGACUCGGCUUGCUGUGGACCCUGUCAGGGCGCAGAGGCGUGAUCUGAUGAAAUAUGUCUGUGAACUGGAACCGGACAAAAACACAAUACACAGAAGACUCAAACUGUCUGACAACAACAGGAAGAUGACAGGUGUGUUAGAGGAGCAGCCAUAUCCUGAUCAUCCAGAGAGGUUUGAGUCCUCGUCUCAGCUGCUGUGUAGAGAUGGUCUGACUGGUCGCUGUUACUGGGAGGUCGAGAGGAGAGGAUAUAUUUACACAUCAGUGAGUUACAGAAGAAUCAGCAGGAAGGAAGAAAUAAACUAUGGGUUUGGAUGUGAUGAUCAUUCCUGGAGUCUGGUCUGCUCUGAUGAAGGUUACUCUGUCUUGCACAAUAACGGAAGAACAGAACUCACUUCCUGCUCUGUCUCUAACAGAGUAGCAGUGUAUGUGGACGUUCCUGCUGGCUCUCUGUCCUUCUACACAGUCUCCUCUGACUCACUGAUCCACCUCCACACCUUCAACACCACAUUCACUCAGCCUCUCUAUCCUGGGUUUGGGGUCUGCAUUGGUUCCUCACUUUCUCUGUGUCCUCUAUAAGAGGAGACAACUUCCUGUCCUCUGGUGUAAAUGUUGAUGGAGGACAAGAUUCACAUUUGUCUCACUGAUUGUGUCUUUAAUGUUAGAAAACUUUUUCUUUGUUGAAAUGAUCUCAUCCGAGAUGAAAAGUUGACUUUGAUUUUCACUUUAAUUGCAUUUUAUUGGAGCAGCUUCAGCUGUUAGUGAUUUAUUUCCAUCAAGGUUUGAAAAU
Molecule: messenger RNA, 1986 nt
Organism: Etheostoma spectabile (orangethroat darter)
Lineage: Eukaryota; Metazoa; Chordata; Actinopteri; Perciformes; Percidae
Product: receptor-interacting serine/threonine-protein kinase 3-like
Biological process (GO): protein phosphorylation
Molecular function (GO): ATP binding; JUN kinase kinase kinase activity; protein binding
Source: RefSeq, a predicted model, not a curated record